CGGAGGAUGCGGUAACAGGGUAUUUAAUGCUACUGGAUCCUAACGCAUAUGUAACCAGAUAUUUAGAAUACCCAAAACUUUAAACAGAUUGCUACGAUCCGCCGAUCCUGCGUUGAGACGCGAAUCACUCAACAAAUACAUCGAUGAACCGCUGAUCGUGUCCAGCCCUAUAAGUACUUCACACGCCAAUCGCAAUCCUGUUCAGCGUCUUUUUGCGUUUAUCCAACAACAUCCAGAAUGACAACUUGCGAUAUACUGUACACCGCCGACGAAGCAAGUCUUCCCGCGAAUCUGCCAACGUUGGAAGAAAUCGAAGCUGCAACGGAAAUCCUUAGCGACAGAACGCAGUGCAAGGUCGUUGGAAUUGGGGUUCACUUUGUUGUCAAGUAUGGAGCUCAGGUCGACAAGCUCGAGGGAGAAACUACGCUUUUCUUAGGGCAAUCAACAUGUGUUCCAGUCCCACGAGUCUACGCAUUGUUCCAGACCCCGUACCGUGAUAUAAAGAGAACUUACAUCAUUAUGGAACGUAUCAGAGGUCCUACUCUAGCUUCUGAGUGGCCAAAGAUGAAUCGAGCGUCAAAAGUGGCUGUUUCUGCCAAACUCCGGAUUAUUUUCGAGGAUAUGCGAAAGUUGGAAUCUCCUGGUGGAUACUGCAGCCUUAGCCACCAAGGACUACCGGAUGGUCUUUUUUGGACGAUGGAUCCAUCAAAGCCAUUUACUGGUCCCUUUGAUACGGAAGAGGAGCUCAAUAACGCCAUGGUUGCGAAGCAGCUUCAAGAUGGUUGCUCCAAACACCAGGCCAAUUACUUUGCGCGUACGUACAAGGAGUUCUUUAUCAACCAUGCGCCUGUCUUCUCGCACGGAGAUUUCCAAAGAAAGAAUAUUAUGAUACGUAAUUCUCCCAUGGUAGAGGGCAAGGAGGCGCAGUGGGAUGUCACCCAUCCAGACAUUGUCAUUAUAGACUGGGAGUACGCGGGCUGGUAUCCAAGCUAUUGGGACUACGCGAGAGCUAUAUAUGCUUGCGGACGAUGGGAGGAUGACUGGAACGAAUGGGUUGAACAAUUCUUGGAGCCAUUCCGAAACGAGUAUGCUUGGAUGGAGCUUCUUCUCAGGAUACUAUGGACAUGAAGUUGUGUGGAGUAUGAUGUUUCCUAGAGCGCAGGAGCAUUUAGAUGUAACAAAUGCGGUGUUACGUGGCCACGAUCGAAGCUUGUGUAUAUGAUAAUGGAAGGAGAUUGAGUCGCAGUCAUUGAAGAGGGAUAUGCCUACCUCGAAAAUCAGAGUACCAAACCCUAAAAGACUGUUAGGGAUUUCAAGUGCGCCGUGACGACUUAACAAUAUACAUCAG
Dothidotthia symphoricarpi CBS 119687 is the source of this 1348-nucleotide messenger RNA. RefSeq lists its product as uncharacterized. Bases 238 to 1128 code for a protein of 296 amino acids. The record is from RefSeq and is a predicted model, not a curated record. Lineage: Eukaryota; Fungi; Ascomycota; Dothideomycetes; Pleosporales; Dothidotthiaceae. The transcript has a single exon.